AUGUCCAAUCCCAAGGACAACAACCUGCCCGUCCAGCCCGACGAACUGCAGGAGCAUAACAGCCUGCAGCCCCUUACUUAUAUUGAUGUCGCAUCGGAGCACAGCACAUCCGUCACUACGCCUGCCGGAGAUGGCGCGCCCCCCGAGUCCAGUGCCUUUGUCAAGGAUGAUGCCUUGAGAACACAAGAGCCCGAGACAGCGAACGACUGCAACUAUGGAAAUAUCCCGUCGGAAAUGUCCUCUUCUCUUGCAAGGGGCCGUGCAUGGUACAGCGAUGCGCAGUCACAGUCCUCACCGGAAGCCACUGGAAACCAGUCUGGCUUUACAAGGAGCCAGACAGCAGAUAACCACCGAAAGUCAAAGACGGAGUUCAACUCGAUCCCGGACGAGGUUGUCCCUGUUGGACUGGACAUGGCCAGGUCCCCCGGUACUGGUUCCCAGGCGCACAGGAAGUCCUCUACUGAAUUCGGCAAGAUUGUGGCUCCCGGCAAGUCAUCUCCUCUUCACGCACUUACACUCUCCUCAACACUAAUAUUGUCUCCAGAUGCCGGUCUCGCGAAACAGCCGCAUGUUCAGGAUCAGGCCGCCGCUCUACCACCUGUGGUCCCGAAGCCUCACUCCGCGCCAGGCGAAAAACAAGACAACGGGGGGCGGAAGGCGGACAGCCAGCUGUGGCAGAAGCCCGAAGCCCAGGGGUCGUCACAGCAGCUCUGGAGAUGA
Molecule: messenger RNA, 720 nt
Organism: Colletotrichum graminicola M1.001
Lineage: Eukaryota; Fungi; Ascomycota; Sordariomycetes; Glomerellales; Glomerellaceae
Exons: 2
Coding region: 1-720 (239 amino acids)
Source: RefSeq, a predicted model, not a curated record